Molecule: messenger RNA, 5068 nt
Organism: Coregonus clupeaformis (lake whitefish)
Lineage: Eukaryota; Metazoa; Chordata; Actinopteri; Salmoniformes; Salmonidae
Product: integrin alpha-2
Exons: 29
Coding region: 89-3655 (1188 amino acids)
Biological process (GO): cell adhesion mediated by integrin; cell-cell adhesion; integrin-mediated signaling pathway
Cellular component (GO): external side of plasma membrane; integrin complex
Molecular function (GO): integrin binding
Source: RefSeq, a predicted model, not a curated record
CCGUGAGAGCUCUGCUGAAGUUAAAAACUGCACGGGGACCGAAAAGGCGCCCGGUUUCAUCUCCUACUUUUUUCUCAGUCUUGGAACGAUGGAGUUUAAUCCAAAGAGGACUGUUUUGACGUUGCUUUUGAUCCAGUGUUGGAGCAUCCCCCGAUCCCUAUCCUUUAAUGUGGGGACGGCAGGAGCCAAGGUGUUCUCUGGACCUGCCGUAGAGGAGUUUGGAUACACUGUGAAACAGUUCAGAAAUCACCUGGGGAAAUGGUUGCUGGUUGGUUCUCCCUGGAGUGGAUACAACCAGGACAGGAAAGGAGACAUCUACAAGUGUGAGAUCAGAGGGUCCAGUUCAGGCUGCCAGAGACUCAACCUGCAGAACUCAGUCAGCAUAUCAACAGUGAAGAACGUCAAUGUCAACAUGAGUCUGGGGCUAACCCUCACCCGCACAGCUACAGAAGAUAAAUUCAUGACAUGUGGACCUCUGUGGGCUCAGAAGUGUGGCAGUCAGUAUUAUUACCCAGGGAUCUGUGCAGAAGUUAGCCCUCUCUUCAGCCCCCUGUCUUCAUUCUCACCUGCCCUUCAAACUUGUGGGGGUCCGAUGGAUAUUGCUAUUAUUGUGGAUGGAUCCAACAGUAUAUAUCCCUGGCCACCAGUUGUGGCUUUCCUCAAGAAACUGUUGGAGAAUUUAGAUAUUGGACCGGAUAAUACUCAGGCAAGUAUUAUACAGUACGGGGUUGAUCCAUUCGUUGAAUUCAAUCUGAACACCUACAAAACCAAAGACUCGAUCAUUGCGGCUGCAGCGAACAUUCCCCAGAGGGAAGGCCUGGAGACCAACACCUUCCGGGCCAUUGAAUUUGCCAGACAGCAGGCGUUCCUGCCUAGGAACGGGGCUCGACCCGGAGCCAGCAAGGUGAUGGUGGUGGUGACGGACGGAGAAUCUCACGACAAGAACCUCCGAGAUGACGUCAUCAGGAAGUGUGAGAGUGAGAAGAUCACCCGCUUUGGUAUUGCUGUCCUUGGGUAUUACAUAAGGAAUGACAUUGACACUAAGAACCUGAUUGCUGAGAUCAAGUCCAUAGCCAGUACCCCGACAGAUAGGUAUUUCUUCAAUGUAUCAGCUGAGGAGGCUCUGCUCGAGAUCGCUGGAUCUCUGGGAGACCGCAUCUUCAACAUUGAGGGUACUGGGAAAGGUGGUGACUUUCAGAUGGAGAUGUCCCAAGUGGGAUUCAGUGCCCACCAAACCAAGAAGCAGAACAUGAUUAUGCUGGGUGCAGUGGGGGCCUAUGGCUGGAGUGGUACUGUGGUUCACUACACUACCCAGAAAUCAGACAUCUUCCCCAAGACGGCCUUUGAGAAAAUCCUAGAGGACAGAAACCACAGCUCACUAUUAGGCUACUCUGUGACAACGCUGAAUGAUGGGAGCAUAGAGUACUAUGUGGCUGGCGCUCCUCGGUCCAACCACACUGGACAGGUCAUAGUGUACACCAUCAACAGCAAGGGACAACCCACCGUCAUAGACUCCCAGAGAGGAGACCAGAUAGGCUCCUACUACGGCAGCGUACUCUGUCCUCUGGAUGUGGAUAAAGAUGGCGUGUCUGAUCUACUACUGGUCGGAGCUCCCAUGUUCAUGAACGAACAGAAGAAGGAGAAUGGAAAAGUGCAUCUCCUGUCUUUCACUAAGGGCAUCCUAAGUGACCAGGGGUUCCUGAAGGGUCCGUCCCAAGUGGAGAACGCUCGUUUUGGGAUGUCUAUCUCAGCGGUGCCUGACCUCAACAUGGAUGGCUACGGUGAUGUGGUGGUGGGAGCCCCACUGGAAGACAACAAUAAAGGUGUAAUCUAUGUCUUCAACGGGGACAAGAAGAGACUCAGGACACAGUACUCCCAGAAAAUCCUAGGCUCCAAGCUGGACCCUACGUUGCAGUACUUCGGGCGGUCCAUGGACGCCAGCUCCGACUUAAACGAUGACACCAUACCAGAUGUCUCAGUGGGGGCUUACGGAAAGGUGGUCCAACUCUGGUCUCGUGGUAUGGCCGUGGUGACAGCGAGGGCAACCUUCAACCCUGACAUGGUCAGCAUCCUGAGUAAGACGUGCGGGGUCAGUGGAAGGCUGGUGUCCUGCUUCAACACAUCAGUCUGUUUCAGCGCCACCUUCAGGCCCAAGAUACCUGUAGGACCUGUGGCUGUCAGGUACAACCUGACCCUGGAUGCUGAGCUCCAGUCGUCUCGUGUCACCUCCAGAGGUCAGUUCAGGAACUCAGAGAGAGUCAUGCAGAAAGACAUCAGGGUUUCCUCCGGGGAGGUCUGUGAGACCCUAGAGGUCUUUGUUCAGGAGGCCCCUGACUUUUUGAGCUCGAUCGGUCUGCGUGUGGACAUCACUCUGCAGGACCCAGACUCCAGUCCUGUUCUGGAUGUCCUCAGUCCCACCGCCUGGGAGUUCUUUAUCCCAUUCUCCAAAGACUGUGGCUCUGACGAGGUGUGUGAGAGUGAGCUGCUCUUGAAGUUGAAGAAAGGAGAGAUGAUUCCCAGCUCGUCUAGGAUGUUGGUCAGCUUUAAGGACAAGAGGCUCUCCUUUACUGUGUCUGUGACCAACAAGAAGGAGAAUGCGUACAACACCCAAGUCACAGCCACAUUCUCCAAAAACCUCUUCUACGCCUUCAUCAUUCCUCCAAGUGAUGGAACAGAGGUGAAGUGCACCUCCACCAAAGAGUCUCUUACCCUCUUAUGCAAGGUGGGAUACCCAGCUUUAAGGCAGAACCAAGAGGUGACAUUUGGAAUCAACUUUGACUUCAACCUGAAUCAACUGCAGACCGAAGCCAGUGUGAGCUUUGAAGCUCUAAGUGACAGCACAGAGGUGAACCCGUCAGACAACAAAGCCUCUAUCUCCAUCCCUGUCCACUACGACUCAGAGAUCUCCCUCUCCAGGGAAGCAAAUCUCAAUUUCUAUGUGGUUGACAUGGACAAUGAAGUGAAUACUGCAGUUAAUACUUUCAAUGACAUCGGUCCUGAGUUCAAAUUCUCUCUGAAGGUUUCUACAGGGAACUUCCCAGUCAGUCUGGCCUACCUCACAGUCUCACUGCCCAGCGCUACAGCAGGAGGGAACCCAUUGCUGUAUGUGACUGGUGUCAAAACGGCACCUGCUGGCGAAGUGAGCUGUGAAGUAACCAGCCUCGUCAACCCUCUGAAGAUCAGUGAGAAGCCUUACACAGCAUCCUUCUCCAUGGAGAACCUUAUGGGCACAGAGGAUCUGAACUGUAAGACAGCCACGUGCCAGCCUAUGAAAUGUGUCCUGAAAGACAUGGGGAUAAAGAGCGAUUUCUUUGUGAACGUGACCACACGGAUAUGGAACGGUACCUUUUCUGCUUCAUCCUUCCAGUCCACGGUGCUGACUGUGAGCACAGAGAUAGAGACCUCCCAACCUGAACUGCUGGUCAUCUCUCACAAGCACCUGAAGGUUGGCGUCACCAUCAGUAAACCAGGGGUGAAAGGAGAGGUGCCUGUAGGCGUUAUUGCGGGCAGUGUGAUUGGAGGCCUGCUUCUAUUGGCUCUCGUUAUUGGCCUGCUUUGGAAGUUUGGCUUCUUCCAGAGAAAGUACAAGCAGCUGAUGAAGAACACUGAGGAGGAUGAGGCAGAGACCGAGGGACUGGAGAACGCAGCAGCGUGAGAACCAGGCACAGGAAAGAACCCAUCUUGAAAACUACAAUGUGCCUACAGACUGAGAACACAUAAUGACCAAAGACCACAACCACACACAAACAAUAACUGAACAAACAUGAAUUGUACAUACAUAUUGAACCAAGGGCUUGUUAGUGGAAAGGGCUGUCUGGUUGGGUUGGUGGUUUUAACAUGGUUUGGGUUGUGGAGUGAACGGAGUGUUUUGAGUGAGCAGAAAGACAUUGUUUGAGCAUGUUAGAGAGUGUGACUCAAGGCUUUCAGGACCAACGAGACAACAGCUUUUAUGAGUGGAGGAGUCAUGAUCCUCUAACCAUCAAACACAUCUAAACAAAGACCCCAUUAUGUCCGCCAUCUUGGAUCCUCCAUAGGAAAGUCAUUAAUCGACUGUGCAUUUUUACUUGCUGAAUUCACUUGGGUACUGGUAUUUAUUUUUAUUUGUGUUUAAAUAAUUGUUGCUUUUAAGUCAUAGGCUUAAGUCUAUUGUUGGGUAAGAACCUUGUGUAUAGUAAUUUGUCGUAUCUAUUGAUGUUACUGUGCAAUUUACUGUGCAAUUGGUUGGAAAGCACAGUAGUAUAUUGUAAAUAGCCUUUCAAAUGGAUAUGGAAAAUAGCUUACGCAUAAGAGAUUAUGGAAAAUCAGCAUGGUUAUCAUAUGUUGGCAUUUGGCAUUCUCAGUGCUUUACUUUGCAAUGGGAGGGGUUUGACAUAUUGAUGCUGAGGCAUCCUUUUUUAUUUGUGAAAGAGAAAUGUACUUAAAAAGAUCAACAUUUUAACAGAACAUCCACAACCCAUCUUUCCUACUUUCACUGUUGCACUUCCUGCCUCUGAGUAUCUCAGUCACUGUUUUAUAGAGACAACACUGUAUAGUUACCCCAGCCAUACAACUGUCUUGGGAAAAACUGUGAAGACACUGUCUUUAGAAUAUACACUGUGUUCAAAUCAGAUUAAUGUAAAAAUUGAUUUAUUUGACUAUUUGUACAAAUGUUGUGCUAUCAGAGAAAAAGGCAGUUAUUGAAUGUGUAUAAAAUGAGAAUAUUUAUUGUGUGAUUUCAAUAUUAAAUAUGUAUCAUUCAGAUACAUUAUCAUCAAUUAAAAAUGUGUUUCUUAUUCCCUACAUAGCUAGUAUAAAUAUAAUAUUAGAAGCACUUACUGGUUAAUUAGUUUAUUUGUAAAGUUACUAUAUCAUGAUUGAGAGAAAUGAGAAGCUCAGUGUAAGAUACGCACAGUAGCAAAGACUAAACUCUGAGAGAAUGUUUAUGAGAAAAAGUUUGCAGAUACAUUUCUAGAUAUAUUUUCAAUGGGUACAUGCCACUUCUUUUAUUAAAAUGUUAUAGCAUUCAAAAGUUUUUAAGUGUUGUAAAUAUACUGACGGUACAUUUUAUUUCAUUAAAACCUUACGUACA